ACAAAGAAGAAAUGUUGAAGGGAUCAUAUUACUGAUCAGCAGGUUCCAGCCUAUUCUGGGCCAAUAUUCAGCACUGUCUGCUUUCAGGAACGGAGAGUUGUAACAUACCAUUUCAUGCUGCAAAAUUCGGUGGUCCUUCUGUGAAUGGAAGAAUUUUUAUUGAUUGCCAGAAUUUAUAAAAUCUGAACAUUCAGAGGAAAGUUACUACUGACUCCGUGGUCCCUACAAAGAAGCCUGGAAUACAAAAUGGAAACAAAUGUAGCUGGAAAGGGGACAAUCAAAGUACGAAUUUCAAAAUCUCUCUCAGAUGGUGAAGAAGUAGCUAUAACUGCUCGGAAGAAAAAGGUGGAAAAAGCUCUUACUAAGCUUGGGAUGCAGUGUGAUUCGGAGAACAUCCCUAAUAUUGCUGUCCUAGGAGCAGGAGGAGCUAUGAGGGCUAUGAUUGCACUGUAUGGCACUCUAGUAGAACUGAAGAAAUAUAACCUUUUGGAUUGCAUCAUGUACUUGGGUGGGGUGUCAGGUUCUACCUGGUGCUUGCCAACUCUAUACAAAAAUGAAGAUUGGUCAGAAGAAAUAGAGAAUUUGAGUAACUGUCAGUUUGAAAAUCUUGUCCAAGGCCAAUGGGAUGUUAAUAAAGCAAUGGAAGCUGUUCUAGAGGCUACAGAAGAUGAAUGUUACUCACUCACUGAUUUCUGGUCCUAUUUUCUUGUGCAUAAAUUGCUAAGAAAGUUUGAGGAAGGAAAAUUGUCUGAGCAUGCUGGAUCUUGUGAGGGUGGAAAAAACCCUUAUCCUAUAUAUGCAGCUGUGAACAAGCAAACUUAUCAGAAUCAAAAUGCAGGUACCUGGUUUGAGUUUACCCCUCAUGAGGUUGGAAUUCCUGGACUAGGAGCAUAUGUAGAUAGUAAAUACUUUGGGAGCAUAUUUCAAAAUGGGCAGCUGAUCAGAGAAAAAAGAGAAAAAAAUAUUUGUUAUUUGCAAGGUUUAUGGGGAAGUGCCCUUGGAGGCGAGCAAGAGAUUUCAAAGACUAUAUCAGAUAUGUUAAAAUAUAUUGGCAAAUAUAAAAGAUCAGAGGACCUUACUUCAAAAGAUUUAGAAACAGACAUAAAGAAAUUAAAUAUGCUCUAUGAAUGCUAUCAGACGCUCCUGGAACUUCAGUUAUUGGAAUCUACAGAUAAUGAAGGACUAGAUAAACUUGAUCACCUAGAAAAUAUCUUGAAAGAUUUUAAUUCCAGCAAAAGCUAUCAGUUGAUCAGAGAGAUGCAGGAAACCUGGUAUUCUGCAGAUGAACAGAGAAAAAAGGAAGAGUACAUGACAUUAUUCCAAACUUUGGAUACCGAUUUUGGAGAUUUUACCAAUGACUUCCAUCAGAAGUGUUUUAAAAUGGUGAAAAGAACAUGUUUAUGCCUUUUAAAUUGGUCAUGGGGAAGCAUCAAUAAUUUCCUUUACCAUUGUUCUGAUGUUGAAUUUCCUGAACUCACAAGUGAUCCCAUCAUAUCUUUGAUUGAUGCUGGUCUCACUAUAAAUACAGCAUAUCCAUCAAUUCUGCGUCCUGAGAGGCAGGUGAAGUUGGUUCUGUCUUUUGACUUCAGUGCUGGAGAUCCUUUUCUGACAAUUAAAAAAGCUGCUGAAUAUUGUGAAGCACAUGCAAUUCCAUUUCCAGAAAUAGAUGAGAAUGCAUUACAAGAUCUAGAUAGUCCAUCAGAUUGCUACAUCUUCAGAGGAGAACACACACCAACUAUUAUACAUUGUCCAUUAUUCAACCAAAUCAACUGCCCAGGUGAAAUUGCUGAAUAUAGAGAACAAUUCUCCACUUUCAAGUUGAGCUAUUCUGUUGAAGAGAUUGAAAAGUUGCUUAUUGCAGCAAAGAAGAAUGUAGCAAAUGUUCAGCAAAAGAUUCUGGAGGAAAUCAAGCACAUUGUAGGCUGUCCUUCAUAAACUGCUGAAGCAAAUGUUUCCCAUUAUAUAUUGAUUGAUGAAAAGCUUGUUCUCCAGCAGAAAACACUGUUACUAACUAUUAAUACCCAGGAAGGUUUAUGCAGUUUCCCUUCCUCCUCUGAAAGAGGUUUAAUUAAUAUCUAUUGAGUUUGAGAUCACACAAGAUUUGUGAUUGCUGCUAACAUUAUAAAAAAGUAAAAUUUUACAUUAAUAAUUGUUAAAUUUGGAGUUGAAUAUUCAGAGAAGUAAAGAAUGGGAAAAAUUAAAGAGGGAGAACUAUCUAUUUUGAGAUAGUAGUUAAGACAUCAGACUAGAAACUAGGAGACUGUAAAUUCUAGUCUUGCUUUAGAUAUGAAUCUAGCUAGCCAUUUCUAAACACUAAUGACAAAACAACUGCAAGGAAUAGUGAUUGGGACUUAAAAAAAUGACUUGGAGAUACAAGUUUUAUGACUCUUUAUGAAGUACUGCUAUAUUUUCUACUUUUUAUUAUAUAUAUAUAAUAACCUUGUCGAAACGUCACCAAGAUACUCUCAAUCUUACACGGGAAAAGACCCGAAUAUGCCAAGACCUGCAUACCUGUACCCGUGAAAAUCUACAAAACCACACAUACACACACACAUAGAUAUACACAUACAUAUACAUACAUAUUUACUUAUAAUAUUUAAACAUGUUACAUGUAUUUACAAUUUAGUCAUAUUUAGAUGCCCAAAUUUGUCCUUGGUUUAGCAAAGAUGCACAAAACAUUUUAAUACACAUAGCAAAUUAGAGGAAAGAUUGAUUUGAAGAACUUCCUAACUUCUAUAUCUCUGAAAAUGAUGGAGAAUUUAUUUCAAUUCAGUUGAGUAUGGAAUUACAUACUAUGGUUCUGGAAUUAAUAUGUUCCAGCACCAUAAUUCUUUCCCUUUUUGUGUAUUUGCAAUUCUUAUGAAUAAUUGUUGGACACUGUUUAAAGAACUGUGCACCUAAUUUCUCUUACAAUAAGAAUUAUGUUCACAUUAAUAUGUAAGGUGUGUGUGAUCAAGAAAUUUGUUGUUAAGAGUGCAGAGUAAGAGUGGCAGAAGAAUAAAGCCAAACAUAUAUUUUAUUACAUUCCUUAUAGAUACAGUAUAACCUCCUACAGAGUACUUUAUUAACAUGAUUCACACAUUUUCCUAACCAUAAUUUGUUUGACCAUGGCUUAUUGAGAAAAGUUUUAUUGGACGCACUUAUUCUGUGCUACAAACCUUAUCAACACAAGCAGUGGAUUUAAAUGGAAAAUAAAUUUCCAGAAGAAACUAUUUCCAGUUGCUCUUUUUGUCACUGUUUCAAAACCAAAAGAACACAGAAUGAAUUGCCCAGUCCAUCAACCUAACAAAUAUGGGAAUGCCAAAAAAGGCAUCUAGCUAAUGCUUUCUCACACUCAAUUUUGUUGUUGUUAGCUCAUUCAGAAUUUGUUUUCAUGGCAACUGGACUCACUGAAAGGAAACUAUAAAACUAUAAAUUAGUUCAGUAGCCAAAGAAAAGCAAUGUUGAGGACAUAAUGUUCUCAGUCUGGUACAAAUAAGAAUACCCAAGGAAGCUAAUAGGAGAGGUCCAUCAUCCAUAAAAUGAAGCCAAUAUUUUUAGAGAUGACUUAUUACAUUACUUUGCCGUGAUAUAUGGCUUAUUCCAAGCAUCUGAUUGAUUUAGACAAAGACACUUUGUAGUGGUGAGCUAUACUGAACAACACAUGGAAACAAUUAAUGAACAAUCAAGAAAUGCCUUAUUGUCUAAGUAAAACUUCUUUCACAAACCGAAUAGUAGCAAGGAUUGUUUUUUUUAUAAUUGCUUUGCUCUGUAGAGCUGAUGACUUACCAAAACCCAAUUUGUGUACAACAAAACUUAUUUAUAUUUGACAUAAAUAUCUGAAAUGGCAAUGAGCCCUGAAGAUGCUCACUAAAAAUUGUCUACGUAGAAAUUCAGUUCUCUUAAUUCAUCAAGUUAAAAAUGUCAGAUUUUCAGCUAUUUUUUUCAAGAGGAAGUUGAAUUUCACUAGUCAUAGGAAGAAUCUGCAAUUUCAAGAAAUGCUGAAUUUUGUAGCUGUUGUCAUCAGAUUAGAAGAUUUUUAACAAUGAAAGAAAAAGAAAAGGGGAUAAGGAAGACUUUGUUUCAUUUUCAGUUAUAAUCACACUGUACUGAUUUGUUGACAGCAAACUAUUUCUUGGUGUGUGUUUUUUUUUUUUUUUUGAAAUUGUAAGAUAUUAAACAUUUGAUAGUACUUGAUGAAUCAGUGUUUCUAAAUUUAAUCACUUUGGCUCAGAAUUAUUCUUUCCCCAAAGUUCUACCUGAACAAUAAAAACAAUGAGUUUGAUAUCUGAACAAAAUAAUAUACAAUAAUUGCAUAUUCUCCCAGGCUACUGAUGAAGGAGAGGUAAGAUAUGGAUGUUACAAAUAUUUCUAUACAUAUCACUAUAAAUGAACACAUGUUGGACCAGGAGUGAAAUCCAGCAGGUUCUGACAGGUUCUGGAGAACUGGUAGUGGAAAUUUUAAGUAGUUCGGAGAAUCGGUAGUGGAAAUUUUGAGUAGUUUGGAGAACCAGCAAAUGUCACUUCUGGCUAGAACCAUAGUGGGGUGGGAAUUGAGAUUUUGCCCACUAAGCCACGCCCACAGAACCAGUGGUAAAAAAUUUGGAUUUCACUACUGUGUUGGACUGUUUGAGUAGCUCAGAAUUUCUCAAUAAUUAUUUUUGCAUGACAGGCUAGGUUAUAGGUCAAUUAUCUGAAUGUGAUUGCAACUGACUUGACAGUUGAGAAUUCCAUAAAUGAGCUGUACAUUCUUAAUUUGGUAAAGAUACUGAUUGUUUUGUAUUUUAUUUUAGUAAUAUUGCCUAAUAAACUAUAACUACAUUUAAAUACA
Messenger RNA from Pantherophis guttatus, 4810 nucleotides. It is a transcript of the gene PLA2G4C, whose product is annotated as phospholipase A2 group IVC. NCBI's taxonomy places the organism in Eukaryota, Metazoa, Chordata, Lepidosauria, Squamata, Colubridae. The record is from RefSeq and is a predicted model, not a curated record. Gene Ontology annotation, biological process: glycerophospholipid catabolic process. Gene Ontology annotation, cellular component: cytosol; nucleoplasm; nuclear envelope. Gene Ontology annotation, molecular function: calcium ion binding; calcium-dependent phospholipid binding.